Molecule: messenger RNA, 939 nt
Organism: Ustilago hordei
Lineage: Eukaryota; Fungi; Basidiomycota; Ustilaginomycetes; Ustilaginales; Ustilaginaceae
Exons: 1
Coding region: 1-939 (312 amino acids)
Source: RefSeq, a predicted model, not a curated record
AUGUCGUCCUACGCCGAUAUCGCAGCCGAAAAUGCUCCUCCCAAGUCGCAGCAACCCAAGCCAGACCAGGGCUACCUCGAAGAUCAAUCCGGUUCUGACGACGUCAAUCGUUCCGCUCUCGACGUCAACUCGGGCAAGGUAAACGUAGUCCCCUCCGAUUCCGACCUUGAACAUCUCAAGACCCAAUCGCAAGAAGUUUACGACGAAGCCGCCUCCAAAGCUCGUGCUCAGCGUAGCCAGCUCGAGUCCGACGCUAAGAAGGCUAGCGACUCUGCCAAGAAGACCACUAACAAUGCUGCUCAGGCUGGUAAGGAUGCUGCUGACGACGCAGCCAAGACUGGUCAGGAUCUAGCUGAUGAUGCUAAGAAGGCUGGUAAGGAUGCUGCCAGUGACGCUAAGAAAGCUGGUCAAGACUUUGCCAAUGAUGCCAGCAAGAAGGGUCGACAGGUUGCCGAUGAGGCCGAGAAGAAGGGCAAGCAGUUUGCUGACCAGGCUGAGAAAUUUGGAAAGGAUGCAAAGACUGAAGCUGAAAAGUUCGGAAAGAAUGCUCGUGCUGAGGCUGAAAAGGCCGGCCAAAAGGCAAGCGAGUAUUUGGACAAGGGAAAGAAGGAGUUCUCCAAAGACGCAGAAGUGUUGAGGAAGAAAGGUGAAGAAGGAGCCAAAAAGUUGCGCAACAAGGCAGGUGAAGCGGAGAAGGAACUUGAAAGCUUCUGGGGCUCGUUCUCGCGUGAUCCUAAGCAGUGGGGUCCUGCACUUGCCGCUGUUAAUGUUGCAUUGCUCGGUGGUUUGGGUAUCUACGCUUACACCCACAAGGAGGAGGUCAGACGCACUGAUCGUCGCUCGAUUAGCGCUAUCACCGUUGGUGUUUUGAGCUUGUUGGGUGUUCAGGGUUACUGGGCUAACGAGACCGCUAAGAAGCAGAACAGCAGCUUCCUCUAA